Molecule: messenger RNA, 6354 nt
Organism: Alosa sapidissima (American shad)
Lineage: Eukaryota; Metazoa; Chordata; Actinopteri; Clupeiformes; Clupeidae
Gene: slc38a4
Product: solute carrier family 38 member 4
Exons: 16
Coding region: 1360-2997 (545 amino acids)
Biological process (GO): amino acid transmembrane transport
Molecular function (GO): amino acid transmembrane transporter activity
Source: RefSeq, a predicted model, not a curated record
GUGUGUGUGUGUGUGUGUGUGUGUGUGAUUUUACCUCUGAACACAACCAAGUUAAUGUUCCAAGAGGAACUCCAGGAGUCUUCCAGUUUAGUGUUUCUUUUGUCAGAACCAGAACAUUUUUCCCCAUGUAGAAGCUCUUUUCAAUGUGUUCAAUAGAGUUAUGAGAAUUCAGUUUGAAGAAAUGCAAGUCUCAAUGUUUAUAUUUGCUGUGAAAUGCAAAUUAAGAAUUCUGUAUCGAGGUUAGUUGAGAAAAGAAUGUUUAAAGGUCUAAAGACCUGCCUGACUAAGAGGUCGUGAUAAGCGGCAUUAAUAUCUCUGACUUGAUCCCAGAUAACUCUACAAGGCCUGGCAGCAUUUGAGAAGGUCAAUUUAAAAUGGUAUGGUUAAUAGCCCAUUAGGAAGUGGAGACAAUUUUAGGAAGCCUCAGUUACGUCAUUUGAGGCCGUCCCCACAUAAACAUCAGAUGUGUCCUUGAUUGUGUGUAAAUAAACAGAGAGCCAAGAGAUAAGGCAGGUGAUCAUACCCUCUGCGGCCCCUGGUGAGCUGCCGUGUUUGAGGCCCCAUGUGUGCUCUUCUUUGGUAGUGUUUGCAUUGAUCUGUGUGCGUCACUGGCGCAAUCCAGGAUCAUAGAGCUGGCAAACAGAAGAGCCAGUUACAUCCUGUUGGGACUAGUCUGCUAGAAUGCUGAAUGUAAGGUAGUGUAGUGUCAAGGAAGUGUAUGGUGUCAUAAUUUUUGAAGUGGACCUUGUGUUCAUCUUAUUCUCAGCCAGGCUACCAGAGAGUGCCCCAAGAUUCUCCCAUUACGCUUGCCUUGCCUUCCCGGCUCCUUCCUCAUGGGGUGGUAGCUUGAUAGUGAAGCUUAUUACCCUCACUGUCCCAGCGUUUCACAGUGACGUCAACACCGCGGUCUGUUUAAUGUGUGACGCGUGUCUGCACAGCCCAGUGUUCAGCUUUGUCUUCUGAAGAGCUGGUGAUGCUUGAUGUUUUGUGUAUGUGUGCAUACUGACCUGGGAUCAGUCACAGCAUAGAGCUGCGUGCCGCUUGCACCUGGCCCACUUGGACAAUAGCUCAUGAUUGGCUCACAUGGUGUGAACUCUAUGAACUGAAAAGGUGUGACUGACAUAUAAGGAGUGUCCCUACAGCCGCGCGAGGACUUUUGCUCCAACUUAGGGCUACCUGGACAUCAUUGGAUUACCCUGCAAGUCCUCUUAUUCAUAUCCUGCUUAGGCUGUAAGAACACUGCGGCCACACUUGACUGGGAAGAAGCAAAAGGACUUUUUCCACUCCACUCGUUUUUUGCUGCUGUUUUGGUCUUUGUUGUCGUGAGCCCUCGCGCUGGCGUUUCAUCCGCUACAGGCUAUGGAUCGCAUGGAGCUCAAGAAGGUCAGCACGGAGGACGAUGACAGCACCAACAGCCUGGACGACCGCUUCACUGAGCCCAUUGACUCGGAGAAAGCCACCAUCAACAGUCAGUUCCUCGAUGACAACGAUGGCGAGAGUCAGAAGUUUCUUGGAAAUGGAAUUAUGAAGAAGAAAAAGUACGAGGAGUACCAUGAAGAAUAUCAUCCAGGGCAUGCGUCCUUCGGCAUGUCUGUGUUCAACCUCAGUAAUGCCAUCAUGGGCAGCGGUAUCCUGGGCCUCUCCUACGCUAUGGCCAACACGGGGAUCAUGCUUUUCUCAAUCCUGCUCCUAGGUGUGGCAGCCCUCUCUUUGUACUCGGUGCAUCUACUGCUGGUCACUGCUAAAGAAGGAGGCUCCCUGAUCUAUGAAAAGCUGGGAGAGCGGGCGUUUGGCGCGACAGGGAAGUUUGCCGCCUUUGGGUCUAUAACACUACAGAAUAUUGGAGCCAUGUCCAGCUACCUCUUCAUUGUGAAGUACGAGCUGCCUGAGGUGAUCCGUGCGUUCAUGGGGCUGGAGGAGAUCUCUGGUGAGUGGUACCUCAAUGGCAAUUACCUGGUGGUGUUCGUGUCCAUUGGUGUCAUCUUACCCCUCUCGCUGCUCAAAAACCUCGGCUACUUGGGCUACACCAGUGGAUUCUCCCUCUCCUGCAUGGUGUUUUUCCUGGGCGUGAUGAUGUAUAAGAAGAGCCAGAUGGUGUGUCCACUGCCCUUCAUGAUGGCGCACUCCAACCUGACCAUGAACGGCUCCGAUUUCCUGGGGGGGCCCUACGCGCUGCACAACGCCACGGCCGUCAUGGACUUCUCGCGCGCCGACGUGACCAGCGCCCACGUGGACCCCCACCACUCCCCCGCCAGCGGCGCCACCGACGUCCACUACGAGCCCCACCACGAGACCGACGAGGAGAUGUGCACGCCCAAGUACUUUGUGUUCAACUCACAGACCGCGUACACGCUUCCCAUCCUGGCGUUCGCAUUCGUGUGCCACCCUGAGGUGCUUCCCAUCUACAGUGAGCUGAAAGAUCGUUCCAGGAAGAAAAUGCAGAAUGUGUCCAAUUUGUCCAUUCUGGCCAUGCUGGUGAUGUACAUGCUCUCAGCGCUGUUUGGGUACCUCAUCUUUUACAAUCACGUGGAGGACGAGUUGCUGCACACCUUCACAAAGGUGUACAAGUUUGACACCAUGCUCCUGCUGGUGCGUCUGGCUGUGCUGACCGCUGUCACCCUCACCGUGCCCAUCGUGCUCUUCCCUAUCCGUUCGUCGAUCAUCACGUUGGUGUUUAAAGACCAGGAUUUCAACUGGAUCCGCCAUGUGGGCAUCGCCGCUGGCAUCUUGUUCUUGGACAACAUGCUGGUGAUUUUCGUCCCCACUAUCCGCGACAUCUUCGGGUUCAUUGGUUCCUCUGCUGCCACAAUGCUCAUCUUCAUCCUCCCUGCGAGCUUUUACCUGAAGCUGGUCAAGAGUGUACCUCUCCGCUCCCCGCAGAAGAUCUCGGCGGCCAUUUUCCUCGUGGUGGGCAUUAUCUUCAUGAUUGUCAGCUUGUCACUUAUCGUGCUGGACUGGAUCCACAACCCCCCUGGCUCGUCUGGAGACGGUCACUAAGCAACAGACAUGAGAAACACUAUCAUCAUCAAGGGCUGAACUCCAUGGGCCCUGAUUGUCCCCAAAGAUUCUACUUUUUUUCCGCAAAAUGGCUGUUUUUGUCACAUGCACCUUUUUUCUGUAAACUACAACAAAAGUAUUACACAGGAACUCCAUUUGUGAGUACACCGGACUCCUUCAGACAUCAUUUUAGCUAUGUUUGUUUUGUUGUUUUUAUUUUUUCUUUGUUUUUUUUGUUUCAUGUGUGUAUUUGUAAGUGAUGAACAAUCUUUUUUGCAGUGUAGUCACUGAGUUUAGGUUGAGUCAACAGAGUAAAGUAAUUAGGCAAUCGUAGAUCUAGAGAGAUGGGGGGUGUAGGGGGGGGCAAGCGGUUGGUGCUUCCAUUGCAGUAUCUGUGUAGCCUGCCAGUUACUGGUUGUGCUGUGAGCAGGAUAAACCAUUUUUAUUUUAUUUUUUGCAGGGACCUCAAAGUCACAAACUGUAAAGAGAGGGAGAGAUGAUUUUUGUUGUUGUUGUUUUUGAGAGCUGCUGUUUCUGGUCAUGUGGAAGCAGACCUGUGUCUGUCUCCAAGGUCGUCGUCCUCAUGCACUUGAAGUUGGUUUUUGGGGUUUCUGUAGAGACAAAGAGCACUUCUAGAUUGUUUUAAUUGCAUUUUCACACAAACAUGCUAGUUCAUACACACAUAUGCACACACACAUAUACACACACAAACACACACUCAUUCAUUCACUCACACAAACACACCUUUUUUUUUUAAAUGUUCACUCAAAAAAUGGCAAAGGCUUGUCAAGCUACCAGAAUGAGGGUAUUUAAUUUUUUUCUUUCAAAUCCCAAUUGUGUUGAUACAGAUAUCCUAUACUUGACCUUGAAUUGUGAGUGAAGGUCGUAUGUCACCGUGUCAAAAUGUAUAUUAAGCAAUGAUUCAGACCACAAGCUUUUAAACGGGAACACCUUGUUGGUGUUAUUUUCUACAUAGAUAGUAUCAUACAUUUGAAUGUUUUUUUAAACUGAAAUUUCAAUCGUAGAAUUUUUAGACAAAAAAAUGUGAAAGUGCUCAACAGGCUUAUUCACCAGGCUUUGGGUGACUUACUGUUCAAGCAGUCGGACUUAAACGUAUGUGUCUAUGUGCGAGAGCAUUAUAAGUGCAGAUAUAGCCAUUCUGUUUCACUGUGAAGUGUCUCAACACCAGUAUGUGUUUAGUGCUAUUUAUUUCUUUUUUCCCAGACUUCCCCACGCUCCUAUGAGCAUUUUUUUUUUUCUGAUAUCACAGAAGCUCUCUGAAUGAAGUCGAUAAUCUGAAUUGGGUUUGUGAUCCAUACAGCCCUUGAGGUAACUGAUGAGCAGCGAUCAUGUCAAUCGGCAACAAAAUCUAGAGAUAGUAGCUUAUGGAAUAUGGAGUGUUUUUGACUUAUAGGGAGAGGCGGUAUUGGCCAAAUGUAAUAAGUGAAUGAAAUCAUUUAAAUUAGUUACCCAUGCUGAAUACUCAUCACUAUUAAUUUUAUUGCUAUUAAUAUAUCCCACUUUUUAGUAAACAUUUUUUAAAUCCACAUGCAAAAAAAGGGUGCCUCGACUACACUAAGAUUCACAGAUCUGGUUGGCUCCUUGGCUGACUACAUUGCCUUGUACAAGUGCAGGUUCUGAAUAUUUGAUCAGCUGGAAUGCCAAUCCGUUUUGAAAAGGUGUUCAUUGCAAAACAUAGCCGCUAUGUUUUGAACAGAUCCAGCCAAAGUGGACAAUAUUUAUAGAUCAUUUAUCGAUCUCUCUAUAUACAUACAUCAAGUGGAUAUUUCAAAUGAAAUGGUAUAAUAUGUGCAUGUUUUGGAUUACAAACAUGGUCUUUUUUGACAGUUGUAUAUGCUUUGUAAAUAAUCGAUUUUAUGGUACACUUACUGAACUGUUUAGGAGGGGUGGGGUUGGGGGGUGGGGGUUCUGGGGGUUACUCCUCUAGAGACUUGGCAUUUGAAUGGGUUUAGAACUUUUGUUUUAGACUAUGAUGUAACAUGCUGUUAACUUUUUUAGCUUGCUUUCUACAUAUGUAGACCUAAACGUCUCUGGUUAGUAAGUGAAAUGGAUAAAUGGUUAAAUUGCUUCUUUUUCGUUAACGUCUCUGUGUAGUUUCUUCAGCUUAUGAUGGUACAUGUUAGUCAUGGAUGCAUAGAUGUCCGCAUGAUGUUGAUUGUACGUUGUUAUUGACUUGAUUCUUGAUGUGCAGAUGUGCAUGUUGUAAGAUUUUGCAUAUUCAAGACCAAGGGUGCAUACCCAUGAUGCCUUGCUACUGCAGGGACGGCCCACCUUUCACAUUUGCUAGGAAUGUGCAAAAGCAAACUUCUCAGCAGAGCUAUCUGCGGACUGAUAGAGAUUUGUCAUCCGUGAGGCAGACUAGUAGCUAUCUGGGCAGAGAAGUGAAGGUUAGAUGUACUGAGCUUAUUGAGGGCACGGAGACCCCAGGGUGAAGGCAAACCUAUGGUAGAUCUUGCCCCUGGGCCUCAGGUUUAUUGUAUGGAUACUUCAUACAACUGGAACUAAAUGUAUAGGCUUAGGGAUUAGCUACAGUGGACUGGCAUGUGGACCUACCCUCUCUGCUUAAUACGUCUCCCCUCAACAUCUGACCUCAGCUUCUGUUUGAUUUCCCAUAGAAGUGCUUUAGCAGAAGCUGCACACCAGCCCUCAGUGCAGGCAGGGCUCUCUGCUCUGCUCUGGGCAUGUGUGUCUGUGUGAUCUGUGGGGUGUGGCUGUGCUCAGUAUAGUGGCUUUUGGAAGCCAUUCUGGUGUGGUUUGUCCCUUUCAUGAAGGACCAGAUAGAUCAGGAGUAAUAAAAGGAAGUCUUCUCAGGCAUGCGAAACAUUGUCGACGUGAAGCGCCACAAUACAACACAUACACACGCGCACACACAUGCAACACACAACGCCAUCUCGGGGAUGGCGUAGACAUUCACACACUAGCUAGAGCUGUGCCUUAGUGUUUACUGCUCAGGUACCACCCCAGGCAUGUCACACGUAACCUCUGGAGAACAGCAGGAGUGCAUUCAGAGCUUAUGUUUACACCGGUAUCAGCAUUAUUUAAGAGCCUUAUAACCGAAGAAUGUGUCAUUGCGUAUGGAAAUGAGUGUGAUGAGUGCCACAGGUGACUGUCUCCCUGGUCUUUACGUGUGACCUCACAUGUAUGGAACUAUCUGCCUUACUACUGCCAUCAUGCCUGUAAGACGCACGCACUGGCCCACCGUCAUGCCAUACAACAUGUCUGUCUCCUGUGGAUCAACUAACAUUCACUUGUAUAUUUGCCAGAUCAAAGGGGAUUUUUGUAUCAGUGAAGCUGUGUCAUUGUUAUGUAAAAAUGAACAAUAAAAAUGUGAAAUGA